Messenger RNA from Seminavis robusta, 1368 nucleotides. Lineage: Eukaryota; Bacillariophyta; Bacillariophyceae; Naviculales; Naviculaceae. The record is from the annotation of a GenBank genome assembly.
AUGAAGAAUUCAAAAUCCCGAUUACUGAGGCGAGGCAACAAGAAAACUGACAAUGGCAUUACAUCAUCGUGUACAGGCACGGGCAGCAGUUGUGACUGUAAUUCCAUUGGGAUGGGGACACUUCCACUGAUUGUCUGCAUCCUGCUGGGGAUCCAUCUGUUUUCAGAAAAGCGCUCCAUGGCGGGGUGGAUGAAGGGACUCCAAAUUGCCAAUAUGCAAAACAUGUCCACAUUCGUGUCAUCUUCCUGGGGGGCAGUCACAACAACAUCCAAAACACAAGAUGAGCUUGCCAAGAGUGACAAGAACUUCUACUCACCACCACUGCAAAAGCUCAGUCUAUUACAACUCUCCAGAGAAAGUGCUCAGAAUCAUCAACAGCAUCACAAUUGUACAUGGCCCUUUGUCCUCAUCGAUGAUCGCAUCCUGCUCCAACAGGAUCAAGACAAUGCCAACAAGGAAGAAACAGACCAAUUCGAUGCUUGGUCCUACCAACACAACAAACGCAAAAUUCCACGCAUUCUCCAUCUGACAUGGAUCCACGAUGAUCCACACCAUGGACCCAACAAGGGUCGUUGUUUGCACCACCUUCAAGCGGUUUCCAUUCAACGAUGGAAGAAACUAUUUCCCAAUUACAGCAUUUUCUACCAUGAUGACUAUUCCGUUGCCAAAAUGAUGCAACAAGAGUUCUGGCCUGAGUUCCCUGAAUUGGCCAAAGUUCUACAGUGUGUCAAAAUGCGCAAUGCCAUGCUCAUUGACAUCUGGAGACAAUUGGUCCUCUACCGAUUUGGCGGAUUAUACGUAGACCUGGACGAAAUUCCAACCGAACAAUUCACUGAAGAUCUCAUCCCACAGCAUGUCGAUUUCUUCUCCUUUAGCGAUGACAAUACCCGGCCUUCCCAGUGGUGUUUUGCCACAUCACCGGGACAUCCGGCCACCUACCACUCCAUGCUGACAAUUUUCCAACGACUCUUGGAAAUGCCGGACAUCUCAAGACCCAAAUUGGUCUUAAUGACGGGUCCCGAAGCACUCAAAAAUGGAUACUCACACACCUUUCCUUCCAAGGAUCGAUACAACGAGGGGAUGCAUUAUGGGAUUUUCAAUGCCACCGGAAUCAAAUACACACGAAAGAAGGCCGCGGUAUGUCUCGUCAACAAUCGGAACGACCCCUUUCCGUACAAUGCCACACACAAUUGGACGGUUGCCAAACAGUAUGAGGCCGACUUGGGAGCAGUCCACUGGACCAAAGCCGGAAGUCACUUGGUGGAUCAAGGGCGAGGGUCCUGUCAACAACAUCUCUACGAGUUUGAGCGACGAUCCAGUCGCUUUCCAGGCAGAGAAUGGAUCCAACAAUCACAAGGACGCAGGUAA